AUGAGUAGAGUAUGGACUUCAGCAACCCUCCGGUUACGACCGGCCUUCACACCCAACACGCUACAACCACGGGUUGUAACCAGAAACAUGUCUGGAUUUUCUGCCAUGCAGACAUCUAACAGAUUACGGACAGCUCUUCUGGAGGGCAAGAAGGCAUUUGGUGCUUGGCAGAUGCUUCCUGGUGCAAAUGUAUCGCGAGUAUUAGCAAGGUCAGGAGUUGAUUGGGUCUUGGUGGACUGCGAGCAUGGAAACUUGGAUGAUGGUGCCAUGCACGAUGCCGUCCCUGCAAUUGCGGCUCUAGGAGUCUCGCCAAUUGUGAGAUUGCCUGAUAUGCAAGGAUGGAUGGUAAAGCGUGCACUUGACAGUGGAGCUCACGGUGUAAACAAGAUCGUUGUCCCUUUGCUGAGAACGCCUGAGGAGGCGAGACAGCUCGUCCAAUCUGCCAAGUUUCCGCCUUUAGGCCGUCGAGGGUUCGGGUCACCAAUUGCUCCUGAGCGAUUCCACCCUGAGCCAAGCUUCUCAGAGUAUCUUCAGCAAGCAAACGAUUCUCUUUUGACCAUUGUUCAAAUUGAGACCAAGGAGGCACUUGAGUCUAUCGACGAGAUUGCUGCUGUGGACGGCAUCGAUGUGUUAUUCAUUGGACCGUUUGAUCUUGGCAACGCCCUCGGUCAUCCCAUUAUCGAAGGAGUUAUGGCCACGGAACUGAAAGACGCCAUUGCCAAGAUCCUUGCCGCGGGUCAGAAAGCAGGCAAGAAGACUGGCGUAUAUUGCACAGGAGCUUGGGUACAGAGACCACAUGUUUCCCGGGUGAAGAAUGUAAUUCUUGUUGAAAAUAGAAGACGACGAGUAGCAAACAUAGUGAAGAGAGUAGAUGAGCCCCGUGAUAUCUUUCUCAAUGGCUCUACUAUUUACGAAAUGGCUCAAAAGUGUGUCCAUCAGGGUUGCGGAAAAGAGUUUACCGAUCCUGAUGAGAAGUGCGAGUACCACCCUGGUCCGCCCAUUUUCCACGAGGGGCAGAAAGGAUGGAAAUGCUGCAAGCCUCGUGUCUUGACCUUUGAUGAGUUUAUGGACAUUCCGCCUUGUACGACUGGCACACAUUCGACCACCGACAAGCCGCCUCAGCUUGAAGAGAACCCCCAGCAGGAUGAUGCUGCCCUCGCCCAGAAGAUCGAUGCUCUGAACGCCGCCACACCGUCUCGCGCACCGAUCCCAACUGCUCAGCACGCUCCUACUCCUCCUCCACUCGCUCCCGAGUCGGAAGAUGAUGAUCCCAGCCUUGAGAUUGCCGACGGCGUUGGUUGUAAGAGGAGGGCAUGCGGCGCAACAUACAAGAAGGGUAGCUCAAGAGAUGACGAGGAGUGUGUUCAUCAUCCAGGAGUACCUAUCUUCCAUGAGGGAAGUAAGGGAUACUCUUGUUGUAAGAGGAGAGUAUUGGAGUUUGAUCAAUUCAUGAAGAUUGAGGGAUGCAAGACGAAGAACAGACACUUGUUUGUCGGCAGUGGCAAGAAGGAUGGCACCAAUAGUGAGGAGGUCGUUUCCAACGUCAGGCAUGACUUUUAUCAGACACCAGUCAAUGUUAUUGCAUCCUUCUUCUUGAAGAAGAUCGACAAGAGCACAGCCAAGAUCGAGUUACAGCCAAAGCAACUUAACCUGAACCUCACAACAACCGACUCGCCCCCCAAGCGCUACAUAGCGGAAGUCCCCCUCUAUGCGUCGAUCGACCCAGAGGAGUCAUCGUAUAGAGUGCUCGGUACGAAGCUAGAACUCGUCCUCGCCAAAUCUGACGGCACCUCGUGGCCAGUUUUGCGAGGAGACGAGGCCCUGACAGGCGAGAUCCUUCAGGUCGGCCGUGCUGGAAGGGCUUAA
Molecule: messenger RNA, 1866 nt
Organism: Fusarium redolens
Lineage: Eukaryota; Fungi; Ascomycota; Sordariomycetes; Hypocreales; Nectriaceae
Product: Pyruvate/Phosphoenolpyruvate kinase-like domain-containing protein
Exons: 9
Coding region: 1-1866 (621 amino acids)
Molecular function (GO): catalytic activity
Source: RefSeq, a predicted model, not a curated record